Coccomyxa subellipsoidea C-169 is the source of this 576-nucleotide messenger RNA. RefSeq lists its product as hypothetical. The record is from RefSeq and is a predicted model, not a curated record. The transcript has a single exon. NCBI's taxonomy places the organism in Eukaryota, Viridiplantae, Chlorophyta, Trebouxiophyceae, Coccomyxaceae. The annotation marks the transcript as partial.
GGUUGGAUGAUGCCAGAGCAUGUGCUCUAUGUCUUCCUACUGACAUCGAGGCAACACGAAAAAGGAAUCUAUGGUUGCGUUGCUGAAAUAGGUGUGCAUCACGGAAAAUUUUGGUUGUCUAUUUCCGGAUUUGCCGACAAGAAGGAGCCUGUAGUGGCCAUUGAUCUCUUUCACAAUCAAGUGUCCAACUUUGAUCACUCUGGUUAUGGUUCCAAAGAACUUUUCUUAGCGAACGCAGAAAAGGCUUUGGGCUUGGGCGAGGACGACAUCCAUAUCGUGACAGCUGAUUCUUCUGCUUUAUUUGCAAGCAAUUUUAGUGCUCUAGGCCUCCACGAUUUUCGAUUCUUUUCUGUGGAUGGUGGUCACUCCCUUGAGAACACUCUCCGUGACCUAACUUUAGCGAGUUGUUUGCUUGUUGAUGGGGGGAUCUUGGUUGUAGAUGACUUCAUCAAUCUGGAUUGGUUGGGUGUUCCUACUGCCGUUUUUAAUUGGAUCCCUGAACAAAUACGGGUUGCGCCGUUCCUGUGGGCGUACAAUAAGUUGUAUUUCACGACCAUCUCCCAUCAUUCAGCGUAU